Vigna unguiculata (cowpea) is the source of this 834-nucleotide messenger RNA. Its product is annotated as RNA-binding (RRM/RBD/RNP motifs) family protein. NCBI's taxonomy places the organism in Eukaryota, Viridiplantae, Streptophyta, Magnoliopsida, Fabales, Fabaceae. Gene Ontology annotation, biological process: mitochondrial mRNA modification. The record is from RefSeq and is a predicted model, not a curated record. Gene Ontology annotation, molecular function: RNA binding. Gene Ontology annotation, cellular component: mitochondrion.
UCCACCCUACUCACACUACGUUCUCUCUCUAUCUCUCACCAGGGUUUUACUUUUAAGCUUAAACCCGCGGCCAUGGCGACGAGGGCAGCAGUGGCGGCGCCACGCGUUUUGCGACGCUUUUUCUGCUCAAACUCUGCUUCUUCUACUUUCCCUUUCGUUCCUACGCCGCCUGCGGGCGCUGUCCCCACUCCCGCACGGCCCACGGCGGAGCCCAACACCAAUCUCUUUGUCUCUGGGCUUAGCAAACGGACUACAACAGAAAAGCUUCGGGAAGAGUUUUCAAAGUUUGGUGAAGUCGUUCAUGCUAGGGUGGUAACUGAUCGAGUCUCAGGCUACUCUAAGGGUUUUGGUUUUGUGCAAUAUGCAACAAUAGAAGAGGCUGGAAAGGGCAUUGAAGGAAUGGAUGGCAAGUUUUUGGACGGUUGGGUUAUAUUUGCAGAAUAUGCGCGACCAAGACCACCUCCAGGACAUCUAAAUAACAACAGUCCUCCUUUUGGCCGGCAGUGAUUCUUGUUGUUUGUCUGAAAACAUUCUUAUGCCUCAUUGAACUCAUUGUCUCAAGUAGCAAUUGAAAAUCAUAAAUUAUUAUUUAGAUGCGUAUGCAUGAUGAGGUGCUCUUUAAUUAUCUAUAAAUGUUUUAGAUUAUUGUAAUGUAAGGAUAACCUAUAACGUCGUAAUGUCAGAUUUCCCUUCGAUAGCCUUUAGUAUUUGGUGGAUAUGUUGGGUAGUCCAAAGUAGCCUUUAGUAUCGAAGCAGAUGUCUGUACCACAUGGACUUACUAUUAUUAUACUUGAAAAGAGAAAAAAACUAUGUCUACGAUAUAUAAUCUUGUCA